ACUUCCUAUUGGCUUAAACCCAUGUCCAAGCAGUCUUCUCUGGUGGAUAUCCCACAAUAAUACUACAGAACUUUCUGAAGUAUGGUUUAUACACCACUCAUGAACCUCAGUGAAUUGCUCAUCUGCCCAGAACCCAUUCUUAGAGACCAGUUUUCUAAGGAUGGCUAGGGCCAUAGGACCCCACAUUUUCAAUUUCACAGGUGAGUCUGAUACAUACAGUCUGAGACCAUCACUUUAGAACAGGAAUUGAUGCAUUACACACCACAGACUACAUCUGGACUGCUGUCUGUCUUUUGAUGUGUGUGUGUGGUGCAUUGGGAUGUAUGCCCCUGGACACACAAGUGGAGGUUAGAGUGAGGCUGAGUAUCUUUUAUCCCUCUCCACCUUACUUUUUGAGACAGGAUCUCUCAUUCAACCUGAAGCUUGUGGUUUCAUCUAGGCUGACUAGUCUGCAAACCUCCAGGGAUCUACCCAGCUUGGUCCCCCAAUGAUAAGGUUACAGGCACUUAUGUCUAUUGCCUGACUUUUAGAUGGUUCUAUGGGAUUUGAACUUAGGUCUUAUUCAUUCACAUCAAGCACCUUUAUCCACUGAACCAUCUCUUUAGCCUCUGCUUUCUGUUUUUGUAACUAAAGUUUUUACUGGAAUGUUGCGAUACUCACCAAUACUCACUUAUUCAUAGCUGUCUUCAUACUGCAACAGCAGAGUUGAAUAUCAUUAUAGCACACACCAUAUGGCCCAUCAAAUCUAAAUUAUCUGUUACCUGGCCUUCUGUGGACACAGUGUGCUGAUCCCUGCUCUAAAGCAAAGUUGAGCAUUUGAAAAUCUAUUAUAAUGUUGACAAUUUCUGUAAAACAGUAAUAGACAGGGUUUAGAUUUAAAGAUACUAAAGCCUUUAACUUUUUAAAAUGAUAUUUAUUUAUGGGGUGUGGGCACAUGCCAUGGCACACAUGUGGAAGCCAAAGGACAACUUGUGCAGGAGUGAGUUCUCUCCUACCAUGCGAAUUCCAGGAUUGAACUCUGGUGGUCCUGCCUGGAGGUAAGGCCAGCACCUCUACCCACAGAGCCUUCUCACACUUAACUCCUGUCUUCAAAACUUAGGUUUGGAGAGCUGUUUCUUGUAUAGUCCAUGCUUUCUCAGAAGUCGUUAGCCAAUCAGAAAUCUCUCCUGAGCAGUUGAUAGCAUGUAUUUUAUUAGUCUUACAAGUAAUAGCAACAUGAAGCAAAGCUUAUGUUUUCUAUGAUCUGUGUAUCUCAGUGUUUUUAAUAAUCUAACAAAUUAGAAGACAGUAAUCAAUUUGAUUCCAAAGAGCACACUUACCUUUUACUAAGGAUUAAAGCACUGGUAACUUGGCUGAAGUUGAACAAGGCUGACCACUUCCUCCCCUGGCUAGCCAUUUGUAGGGAAAUGAGCACGUGGUGCUGAUAGUAUAUUUUUACUUUACAAGACUAUGCUGAUUUCCUGUUUCCCUAGACAAAUAGCAAUACGUUAAUAAUCCGGAAAUGAAGUUUCUUGUUACUCUUUAGUAGAGGUUAGCUCUUCUGCUAGUAUUUAAGAUGUUUGAUAUUCUCCUUUGACCCUUACGUUACUACAGAUUCCAGAUGAUGAACUUUAUGGUAUUUUUUUACCCCUUAGGCAGAAUUCAUUCAGACUGCCUGAUUUUAACAAUUUGGAUUCACUAUAGGUUAAUGAUGUGACAUUGGGCAAGUGACCUAAUUCCUCUGUGCUUUGAUUUCCACUUCUAUAAAAUAGAUCAUUAGGAGCCACAAGGUUGUUGAAAAAAUAAAUGAAACAAUAUACUUUGAAAAGAGCUUAACCUACUGCCUGCGAUAUUUUAAGAGCUGUGUACAAUUUAAAACUCCUGUGGGUUGGAAUUAGUUCCUAAGGUUCUAACUUGAUAUUUUUUCUUAAGUUUGUCCCUUACAGAUGCAAAUCAGUACAUGGAGAAAAAGGGAAUUCCUAAAUAUUAUUUAUGCCCAUUCUUCCUAAGUACAUAUCCAUGAACUCUGGCCUUGAACUCCCUGUGUAGCCCAGGCUGGCCUGGAACUCAUGAUCCUUCUGCUUCAGUCUCCUCGGUGUUCUAAGCACAGGGAUUUACCACUAUAGCCAGCUUCUGAACUUUUUCCUAGAAACUUUUAUUUCUAGUGCUUUUGUGAUUCUUAUCACGAAUACUCAAGUCAUAGCUAUCUCUGUGUUUAUCACCCCUAGUUGAAAGAAUUCUUAACUUCUGUAGCUGUUGUACCUGUCCCUAGCAUCCCUUUACAUUCUUUUGCAUCUAUAAGGAGAGUAUAAAUAUUUAUCGAAUGAAUAAGUGAUUGACAUGAGACUUCACAUUCAAACACCUUUAAACCAAGCUACAUGAAGAACACUUAUCUCUUUUUUUUUUUUUUAAGAAAGAAGGGUAAAUUGCUUCAACUACAAGAACUUACCAGCUGACCUUUGCCUACCAGUAUUCUGAAACCAAAGGUAAACCAGACUCUGUGGAGUCUGUGGGGGAAGGUAACUAACUGAAAGUCUGUGGGGGAAGGUUACCGACUGAAAGUCUGCAGUAGUAACUGAAGAGCUUGAUGAAGUCCCAGAAUGCUGUAGAAACAAGAAACAGAUUAAGGGAUUGUCCCACCAUGGAUGAUGUGAAAACAUGACAAGUCAGACACCGUCAUCUGAGGGACUCUAGAAGGUUCUUCUGCGUCUGUUUAUCAGUCACUCUGUCCCUGAGGUCAAAAGGUUGUCUUUGUGUCUACCAGUGGCCUCUUUGAGCUGGACUCCGAACUCUAGGAGGGGCCUGGCUCCCUCUUCAACAGUAGCCCUGCUGCCUGGGCAGAGGCUCUCAGUGAGGAACUCCCUGUUUGCCUGGUUCCCAGGGCCUCCGUGUAGGGAAGGCCCAUCUUCUGGCACAGUGAAAAUGCAUGCCCAGAAAGCAGAAGUAUAGACUGUGCCAGGCAACAGAACUGAGGCACUGGUGCCCUAGAGACCCACGUCAGAGUGGAUUUCUCACCACAUCAUAGAACAUACUUUAUCACCCAGACUUGCAGGUAUACUCAAAACCAUGUUAAACACUGAGUUUCUCAAAUGCAUAGAAGACAGUGUCUUUGCCUUUGAUAAUUUAGAAGUACAGGGCAUGUCGUCUUAUGUGUUCUCUUUGGAAUAAACUCUCAAACUUAGGAAUAAGAAAUAUGAAGAAACUUAGAAAAUUUAUGAAGCUGAAUGUAAUUCUAUUACAGGGACUCAGAAGACAGUGGGGAAAUGGUGCAGGAAAGAGUCCUGACAGAAAGAGUGACUGUCAAUGGAGUUUCUGUGUUGUCUUCCUUUGAAUUCAAGAAGGAGGGGGCCAUAGUGAGCUGCAACUCUUCCCUUUCUUCAGGGGCUCACCUACGAACCCCAGGCCUCAUUCUUGAUGGUUUUCACUGCACCUAGCGGUAGCGAUAGCUGUCGCCCAGACCUUUCUGCUCACGGGGGAUGUGGCAAGGCUGAACUCACCUUUACGUUAGAGCUGUGCUUCUGCCUUUUCCCUGGGAAGCAACAAGAGAGACUCUUGUUCUGCGGCAUGGACCAGAGAGAAAUUCUGCAGCAGUUACUGAGUGAGGCCCAGAAAAAGAAAAUUAACAAGGAGGAGUUUGCCAAUGAAUUUCUGAAGCUGAAAAGGCAAUCUACUAAGUACAAGGCAGACAAAACCUACCCUACAACAGUGGCCCAGAAGCCCAAGAAUAUCAAGAAAAACAGAUACAAGGAUAUUUUGCCCUAUGACCAUAGCCUGGUAGAGCUGAACCUGAUAACUUCUGAUGAGGAUUCCAGCUAUAUCAAUGCCAGCUUUAUUAAGGGUGUCUACGGACCCAGGGCUUAUAUUGCCACCCAGGGUCCUUUAUCUACAACUGUCCUGGACUUUUGGAGGAUGAUUUGGGAAUAUCGUGUCUUGGUCAUUGUCAUGGCGUGUAUGGAGUUUGAAAUGGGAAAGAAAAAGUGUGAACGCUAUUGGGCUGAGCCAGGAGAGACACAGCUGCAGUUUGGCCCUUUUUCUAUAUUCUGUGAAGCUGAGAAAAAGAAAUCUGAUUAUAUAAUAAGGACUCUGAAAGCCAAGUUCAAUAAUAAAACUAGAAUUAUUUACCAGUUUCAUUAUAAGAAUUGGCCAGACCAUGAUGUGCCUUCAUCUAUAGACCCCAUCCUUGAGCUCAUCUGGGAUAUACGUUGUUACCAAGAAGACGACUGUGUUCCCAUAUGUGUUCAUUGCAGUGCCGGCUGCGGGAGGACCGGUGUCAUCUGUGCUGUUGAUUACACACGGAUGCUGCUGAAAGAUGGGAUAGUUCCUGAGAACUUCAGCAUUUUUAGUUUGAUCCAGGAAAUGCGAACACAGAGGCCUUCACUAGUUCAAACUCAGGAACAAUACGAACUGGUCUAUAGUGCUGUGUUAGAACUAUUUAAGAGGCAUAUGGAUAUUAUUGGAGAUGAACACUCUGGAAGAGAGAUUGAAGCAGAAUUUUCAAUUCCUGAACAAAAUCUCACUGUACAAGCUGACUCCUGUCCUCCGGACUUACCAAAAAACGCCAUGAAAGAUGUACAAACGACGGAGCAACCGAGCAAACAAAGGAUGGAGGCGGCCAGCGCAGAUGCGUCUUCCUUCGACAGGACUUCUGAAACAAGUGCCAAGGAAGAGUUCGUUUUGCGUUCGGCUAAAUCAAGCCCUUCUUUUGAGUUUUUAGAGCUAAACUGUGGGUGUAACAACAAGGUUGUCAUAACCAGGGAAGGGCAGGCAAAGGCCUCUCCAGUCGUGGGAGAGCCCCUUCAGAAAUACCAGAGUCUGGAUUUCAGUUCCAUUUUGCACGGGUCAUGUCCUGGUGCUCCGCCUAGCACCACAGCAGGCAGGUGCAGCAAUUCAAAGGGGCCGGUGAUACGGACCAAAUCAACUCCCUUUGAGUGGAUUCCGCAGAGAAAAACAAGCGAGUUGGACAUGGAAGACGGUUCUUCCUUCUUGGAAUCUCAACUGCAUGCGCCUUGUCUCAUGGAGCUGCAGGCGCAAAGUGUGGUCCAUGUUUCUUCCGAGGAACUGAAUUAUUCACUGCCACGUGCCUCUGAGCACUCAACAUGCGAUGCCCCUUGUGUACUGCAGCAAGGCUCCAACACUUUUAGGGUGCAUUCUUGCACGUCUUUAGUAGAAGAUACCUAUUUUCCAUCGUCACCCCCAAAUAGUGCUGAUUCUAAGAUGUCUUUUGAUCUGCCUGAGAAGCAAGAUGGAGCCAUUUGUCCUUGUGCUGUGCUGCCAGCCUCUUCUACAACCUCCCUUUCCUACUGCAACUCCCGCAAUUCUUUAGUGGCAAGCCCUGGGACCAGUUUUCCCCCACCGUUAAACCAAGAGGCAGCUACAGAAGUGACUUCUCCGAGGAUAGAUGACGAAAUUCCCCCUCCGCUCCCUGAACGGACACCCGAGUCUUUUAUUGUGGCUGAGGAAGCUGAUCUACAUCAGGAUGGUUCCCCUCCACCUCCACUCCCAGAAAGAACUCCAGAGUCCUUCCUUCUUGCUGAUGAAGACUGUUUACAGGCCCAAUCCAUAGAAUCUUACUCUACUAGCUAUCCUGAAACCAUGGAGAACUCAACAUCUUCUAAACAAACAUUGAAGACCCCUGGAAAAAGUUUCACAAGGAGUAAAAGUUUAAAGAUUUUCCGAAAUAUGAAAAAAAGUGUUUGCAAUUCUUCCCCACCAAGCAAGCCUGCAGAAUGUGUUCAGCCAAAAAAUUCCAGCUCCUUUCUGAAUUUUGGUUUUGGAAAUCGUUUUUCAAAACCCAAAGGACCAAGGAAUCCACCAUCAACUUGGAAUUUAUAAGAACACUGGCUGCAGAUGUGCCUGUAAAUAAAACUACUAGAAUACUGCUAUAAUAAUAAUAAUAAUAUCAGUAAUGAUGUAUAUUGUGUCAAUAGCUUUCAAAAGGAAAGCUAUCUGUGAAAAACUUCAACAAUCUUGUAUUUUCAUAUUCUUUACAUUUAGUUGGGAAUUACCAAUAAAGUUUGUAACUUGAGUUUAUGUUUCAAAAUGGAUUUAUUUUUCAUUUUUGGAAGUUAUUCUAUUUUACUUUUUAUAAUUUAUUUUCAUUUCAUGUACAUUUGUGUUUUGUCUGCAUGUAUGUCUGUGUGAAGAUGUCAGAUCCCCUGAAAUUGGAUUACAGGCAGUUGUGAGUUGCCAUGUGGCAGCUGGGAAUUGAACUUGGGUUCUUUAGAAGAGAGAACUGCUGAGCCAUCUCUCCAUCCCCGAUAUUUUACUUUCUCUGUAAAUGUGAAUUUUUGUUUUGAGAUGCUGAGCCAUCUCUCCAGCCCCGAUAUUUUACUUUCUCUGUAAAUGUGAAUUUUUGUUUUGAGAUGAUGUCUUUCUAUGUUAGUCUUGAACCUUUAAAGUGGUUCUCCUGCCAUGGCCUCUGGCGGGCUGGGAUUAAAGGCACACAAUCAAACCCAGCACAAAUGCUCAUUUUAAUAGGCCUGUGAGAAUUUGAUCUUAUACCAUGAUAAAUGAAGACACCAUGGGAAUAGGAAGAAGCCGAGUGCUAGAGAGGUCCCCAGGAAUCCACAAAGACUAUAGACUACUGGCAAUGGUCAAGAGGGUACCUGAGUUGACCUACUCUGGUGAUUGGAUGGCCGAACACCCUAACUGUCAUGAUAGAACCCUCAUCCAGUGACUGAUGGAAGCAGAUGCAGAGAUCCAGGGCCAAGCCUCAGGCAGAGCUCCAGGAGUCCAAUCGAUGAGAGAGAGAGAGAGAGAGAGAGAGAGAGAGAGAGAAAGAUAUUAUAUGAGCAAGAGAUAUCAAGACCAUGAUUGGAAAAAGCACUGGGACAAAUAGCCAAACUAGUGGAAACACAUGAACUAUGAACCAAUAGCUGAGGAGCCCCCAUGGUACUAGACUAGGCCCUCUGGAUAAGUGAGACAGUUGUUUAGCUUGAACUGUUUAGGGGGCCCUAGGCAGUGAGACUGGGACCUGUCCUUGGUGCAUGAGUUGGCUUUUUGGAACCUAGUGCUUAUGCUGAGACACUUUGCUCAGCCUUGGUGUAAGGAGGAGGGGACUGGACCUGCCUUGGCUGGAAUAUACCAGGCUGGGCUGACUCCCCAGGGGAGACCUUAUCUUGGAGGAGGUGGGAAUGCGGGGUGGAUUGGGGGUGGAAGCUGGGGGGUGGGAGGAGGGAGGACAGGGGAAUCUGUGGUUGGUAUGUAAAACGAAUAGAAAAUGUCUUAAUAAAAAAAAUAAAAAAGGAUUAGAUCGUAACUAAAUUUCUCUUUAAAAUAUUUUUAUGUGUAGAAAUGUUUUUGCCUGCAUGUAUGGAGAUAUACCACAUACGUGUAGUGCACAUUGAGGCCAGAAGAGGGAGUUGGAUCCCCUUGAAUUGGAAUUACUGGCUGUGAGUUGCUGUGUGGGUUCUGAGAAUUGAACCAGGGUCCUCCGCAAAGCAGUAGCGCUCUUAACUAUCUGAGCCAUCUCUCCACCCCUUCAACUAAAUUUCUACAUUGCCUUAAUAUUAAACUUUUUUUUCUUUAAUAGACAAGGUCUUGCUAUGAAGCCCCAGGCUGGCCUCAAACUAAUGAUCCUCCUACUUCAACCUGCAGAAUGCUGGCAUUACAGGUGUUAAAAGGUUUUAUUUAAAAAAAAAAAAAAGAAAAGAAAAACAAAACAAAAAAACCCAUUGCCUGUGUUUGCAGUACAAAAUUAACUGGUUGUGGUAAUGACUGUUCCCAGGAUGUUAUUUUUGUCAAAAUGGAGUAUACCUCCCCUGUCUUCCCAAAUGUGUAGACUAGAAGGAAAAGAAAUAUUAAAGAGAAUGAUGUGCAAACAAUGGCAGUGAUCAUUUUUAUAUUGCUAUAACAAUGUCCAACUAGUAAUUUUAACCAGUUAUUCAUUUAC
Messenger RNA from Peromyscus californicus insignis, 7870 nucleotides. It is a transcript of the gene Ptpn22, whose product is annotated as protein tyrosine phosphatase non-receptor type 22. Gene Ontology annotation, biological process: positive regulation of protein K63-linked ubiquitination; positive regulation of toll-like receptor 7 signaling pathway; negative regulation of nucleotide-binding oligomerization domain containing 2 signaling pathway. Gene Ontology annotation, molecular function: non-membrane spanning protein tyrosine phosphatase activity. Bases 3394 to 5811 code for a protein of 805 amino acids. The transcript has 22 exons. The record is from RefSeq and is a predicted model, not a curated record. Gene Ontology annotation, cellular component: nucleus; cytoplasm. Lineage: Eukaryota; Metazoa; Chordata; Mammalia; Rodentia; Cricetidae.